This is a messenger RNA of Phytophthora sojae, 1350 nucleotides long. RefSeq lists its product as hypothetical. The record is from RefSeq and is a predicted model, not a curated record. The transcript is spliced from 4 exons. NCBI's taxonomy places the organism in Eukaryota, Oomycota, Peronosporomycetes, Peronosporales, Peronosporaceae. The coding region runs from base 1 to 1350 and encodes 449 amino acids.
AUGGUGAUUUACUGUCUCUCCACCUUCAGUUUGGACAGACAGAAAAUCGCUGUUAACCAUGACGUUUUCCCGGACCGAUGGUUUGAGCGGAAUGCCAGAGUGAUCGCAAACCCGGUCCAAACGGACGUCAUUUACAAAGCUCUGACGUCUCUUCAAAUGUUUUCGGUUGUCGACUGGAGUUUACGUGUGGGAGUCCAUCUUGUAUUUUCCUAUCGACUGUAUCGCGUGGCGGAAUUUCCCAAGAGGAACUUUGCAUCUGCUAGUUUCUUUAUUAUUUUCGCGGUUGCGGUGGUCGUAUUUGUGGAGAAAAGCGUGUGGACGUCAGCUUUGGCGUGCCAGUCACACCCAGAAUGUGUUGUAAAGGCUCAUCGAUGGACUAUUGUUGAGGAGGGAUCUCUGACUCAGUGCCCUUGCUUGACUCUUGUCGACGAAGACCUGGCUCCAAAGACAUUUGACGAGUGGAUGAAGCCGAGAGAUGCAACUCUCAAGUUGAAACAGCUAGCGGCGACAGGAGACCUCAGGACAAUUAAACUAACCAACAGGUAUUUACCAAUACUUCCUGAUGAGCUGCGGGCCUGUCGACACGUUAGGCAUUUGUACGAAUUCAUCGAGUUGGAAUAUCUCUAUGUAGAGGGAUCAUUGGCCAACUCAUUACGCGAGUUACCGAGCAGUAUGUUCGAUGACAUGGCGUCUCUUUCAUUCAUUCACCUUGGGAUGCACGUUCGCAUGGCAAGCCUCCCGUCAUUUAAAAGCCUCAGCAGUCCCAAGGCUCUCACGUUAGCCGUGCUCGCCUCGCUCAUCGAGUUGCCAUCCUUCGACAACCUUCACAACCUCGAGCGGUUGAUGCUUGUAUUCCUGCCAACUAUCCAAACGUUGCCAGACCUGAAAUCGCUACAGAAACUCAAGGCAUUCUUCGUAAAUGACCGCGGGAGCUGGUGCUGCAACGGAUUUCUUCACGAUUGCGAUCUUCAGAAUUCAUUCUGCACAGCGCAGCCGUUCUGGGGCAUUCCCUCGGCAACUUGCCUGCCAUCUACCCCAGCAUACAAAGCGACCGACGCGACACUGGCUGUUUUCCAAAAGUUUUCCGCUACAGUUUGCAAGAAGAAGAGGGAAACAACCUCGCUUGAUCCCGGAUUCCCGACUCAAGAGACAAUUGCCCAGUGCGGUGGAAUUCUGUACCGCAAAUGCGAGCUGCCUGAACACAAAGAAGCAAUGUGUUACAAUGCAAGAUUUAUGGCGAUUUUCUGCAGUUCAGGCCCGUUAGCAAUAGAGAUGCGGCGACGUCAGAUCCGGCUGGGAAUUGGAGACAAAUGUAACCCGGAGUACGAAGCAUGGCUGGGAUGUACGUAA